AAGUCCAAGUUCAUACAACGCCUUCCAGUAAAGUCGUCAACAUGCCUGAACCAGCAGUCAAAGCCUCAAAAAAGGGCUCCAAGAAAGCCGUCGCCAAGUCUACUAAGCCUGGCAAGAAGAGAGUGAAGCGCAGGAGGGAGAGCUACUCCAUCUACGUGUACAAGGUAUUGAAGCAGGUCCAUCCCGACACCGGCAUCUCUUCCAAGGCUAUGAGCAUCAUGAAUUCGUUCGUUACCGACAUCUUUGAGCGCAUUGCCGGCGAGGCUUCCCGCCUGGCGCUCUACAACAAGCGCUCCACCAUCACCUCCCGGGAGAUUCAGACCGCCGUCCGCCUCCUUCUUCCUGGUGAGCUGGCUAAGCACGCAGUGUCCGAGGGCACCAAGGCUGUCACCAAGUACACCAGCUCCAAGUGAAGUGCUAUUCUUCAAUCUCGGCAAAAGGCCCUUUUCAGGGCCAC
Molecule: messenger RNA, 457 nt
Organism: Hippocampus comes (tiger tail seahorse)
Lineage: Eukaryota; Metazoa; Chordata; Actinopteri; Syngnathiformes; Syngnathidae
Product: histone H2B 1/2-like
Exons: 1
Coding region: 42-413 (123 amino acids)
Cellular component (GO): nucleosome
Molecular function (GO): DNA binding; structural constituent of chromatin; protein heterodimerization activity
Source: RefSeq, a predicted model, not a curated record